This is a messenger RNA of Gamsiella multidivaricata, 519 nucleotides long. RefSeq lists its product as uncharacterized. Bases 1 to 519 code for a protein of 172 amino acids. The record is from RefSeq and is a predicted model, not a curated record. The transcript has 2 exons. NCBI's taxonomy places the organism in Eukaryota, Fungi, Mortierellomycota, Mortierellomycetes, Mortierellales, Mortierellaceae.
AUGGACGAAAAGUUCAUUCAUUUCGCAAACGGUCUGAAUGGACAAGUCAAGAGAACGGAAGCAUCGGUAAUAGCGACAGCCAAUAUGGUGAAGCAUUUGGACGAGAGGGUCGUAUCUUUAUCAGAGCGAGUCAAGAACGUGCAGAAGACCACCAAUCGGUUCUAUUACAAUGAUAAUGCAAUGGCGAAUAUGGUCGAAGCUUUGAACGAUGUGUCUUCCUCUUGCACUCAGAUUCUGAGAAGCAUGGGACAUGAUGUGCGUCCCGCCAGGAACACAGAGAUCUCAGCUUCCAGUCCGCCAGUUUUUCGCACAUCAUCACAGGAUGAAGGAGCACCAUUCGCCGUACCAUGUUUAUCAAGCGUUAGCUCGGUUUACUGUGCCUGCACUCGAGACACUCCUUCCCCGUCCAUCGACUCUCAGAUGCUGCCGGCUGACAGCGACGAGGGACAUGAAAUUAAGGCCACCAUCAUUGAGAACACCAUGGGUGAGGUGGCGGACCAAGACCAGCAAGACCAUUAG